AGUACGGGGGGGUUUCGGACGCAGCUCAUGUGCUGCUCGCGCUGCUGACGUGUUUUGUGUGCGACGGGUCCUGCGCUUCACUGGUAGCGGCACCAUGGCGGAUAAAGCGCAGAUUCAGGAGGCCAUUAAAGCGCAGGGAGAGGUGGUCAGGAAGCUCAAGGCGGACAAAGCCAGCAAAGAACAGAUUGAUGAGGAAGUUGCCAAACUUUUGGAGCUGAAGGCACAGAUUGGGGGCGAUGAUGGCAAACACACAUUUGUUCUCAAAACCGCCAAGGGGACCAGGGACUACAACCCCAAACAGAUGGCUAUCAGGGAGAAAGUCUUCAACACCAUAGUCAGCUGCUUUAAACGCCAUGGUGCUGAAACCAUCGACACCCCAGUCUUUGAGCUCAAGGAAACAUUGACAGGAAAGUAUGGCGAGGACUCCAAACUCAUCUAUGAUCUGAAGGACCAGGGAGGAGAGCUGCUGUCUUUGAGAUAUGACCUAACUGUUCCUUUCGCCCGUUACUUGGCCAUGAACAAAAUUACAAAUAUCAAACGUUACCACAUCGCUAAAGUGUACCGCAGAGACAACCCUGCCAUGACCCGAGGCCGCUACAGAGAGUUUUACCAGUGUGAUUUUGACAUUGCAGGUCAGUAUGACCCCAUGAUCCCUGAUGCAGAGUGUCUGAAAAUCGUAUAUGAGAUCCUGAGUGAACUGGACUUGGGAGACUUCCGCAUCAAGGUGAAUGACAGACGUAUCCUGGAUGGAAUGUUUGCGGUGUGCGGAGUUCCAGGUGAGAAGUUCCGCACCAUCUGCUCAACCGUGGACAAACUGGACAAGAUGUUGUGGGAGGAUGUGAAGAAUGAGAUGGUAAAAGAAAAAGGCCUUUCUGAGGAAGUGGCUGAUCAGAUUGGAGAGUACGUCAGCAUGCAGGGUGGGAUGGACCUGGCCGAGAGGCUGCUUCAGGACCCGAAGCUUUCUCAGAGCAAGCAGGCCUGUGCUGGCCUCACUGACAUGAAACAGCUCUUCAGCUACCUGCAGCUCUUCCAGAUCACAGACAAGGUGGUGUUCGAUCUGAGUCUGGCGCGUGGAUUAGAUUAUUACACUGGUGUGAUCUAUGAAGCUGUGCUGUGUCAGACAGUUCAGGCCCCCACCCCAGCACCCGCAGAGCAGAACGGAGCGGUGUCCGGGGAGGAGGGAGGCGUCAGUGUGGGCAGUGUGGCCGGUGGAGGACGAUACGAUGGCCUUGUGGGCAUGUUCGACCCCAAGGGCAGGAAAGUGCCCUGCGUGGGGGUCAGCAUCGGUAUUGAAAGAAUCUUCUCUAUAAUGGAGCAGAAAGCAGAGCUGUCAGCAGAAAAGGUUCGCACCACAGAAACGCAAGUUCUGGUGGCCUCCGCACAGAAGAACCUUCUGGAAGAGAGACUCCGACUGACGGCUGAGCUGUGGAACGCAGGAAUUAAGGCUGAAUUGUUGUAUAAGAAGAAUCCGAAGCUACUGACUCAGCUGCAGCACUGUGAGGAGACUGGCAUCCCCCUGGUGGCAAUUUUGGGGGAGCAGGAGCUCAAAGACGGAGUCGUCAAACUGCGCAACGUGGCCACCAGAGAGGAGGUGGACGUGUCCAGAGCAGAACUGGUUGAAGAGAUCAAGAAAAGGACCUCAGAGUCUUAGACCUGUUUACCAUACACCAAUAAUCCCUCAGCACACCUCAUACUCAGACUUUCUCAUUGCUUACGUAAACCAGAUAAGGAAUAUUCUAGCUUUUGUUUCAUUCUCAGUCUGUCAUCUGCCUGUAUGAAAAUAAACUUGUCAGAUACUUUAAAAUAAAUGUGCUGUUCCAUCACAGA
This is a messenger RNA of Colossoma macropomum (tambaqui), 1827 nucleotides long. RefSeq names its product histidyl-tRNA synthetase (gene hars). Gene Ontology annotation, biological process: histidyl-tRNA aminoacylation; mitochondrial translation. The record is from RefSeq and is a predicted model, not a curated record. The transcript is spliced from 13 exons. Gene Ontology annotation, molecular function: histidine-tRNA ligase activity; ATP binding; identical protein binding. Gene Ontology annotation, cellular component: cytoplasm; mitochondrion. Lineage: Eukaryota; Metazoa; Chordata; Actinopteri; Characiformes; Serrasalmidae. Bases 95 to 1651 code for a protein of 518 amino acids.